AACUAAAGUAUUAAGUCUGACUUUAAGAGCUAAGCUUUCCUUAGAGACGUUAAGAGCACACAGCAUGAUACCGCACCGUAAGAAAUGGACUAUCUGAUCUUGAAAACAUUCUUGGGAGGGAAAAUGCUGACGUGUUCCUGAAAAAAAAGAGAGAAAAAGGCAGCAGCAGGUUUAUUCAAUGUGGCUUUUUUGUACUUGAAGAGAUCUCAUGGUCGGGCAAAAUGUACUACCACAGAUGCAGCUGCCGGUAGUAUCGAGAACACUAUCUCGUUUUUCACAGGUGAGAAGUUACCUGCGAGACGAGCGCAGGCAGCGCUGGGGUGCUAUCGCGACCUGCGCCGUGUUAAAACAUUGCAAGGCGCAAGUCAAAAUGUCAGGGAGGAGGAACAAUCCUCUGCCCACUCGCAACCAUUUCUGCACGUGUAGCAGCGGCUUGUGCCGACCCGGGGUCGCUUAUAGGUCACAGCGGCCAGAAGUGUAGGCAAGGGCUUGUGUGACCACCUCCUCGGCUCUCAUCUGCGACAUGGACAUUCAUUUAUUCUCUCUCUCUACCUUUUUCUCCCCCUUUCUCUCCUUUUGUGUGAACCAUAUUAAUGCAAAUCGCUAGAAACGUUUCAACUAUUUCUUCCGAACUUUUAAAACAGGAUGCUGAGAUCACCACGCGUAACGUCUUGUCACGUGACCUUAGGAACGGAACUGUGGAGGAAGCAGUCAGUUUGAAAGCUACUGCGCAUCGUAAAUGCAAGGAGUCGUGUUUUGCAAAAGAGUGCGGGGAGGUACUGGAGGUGGUUGGGGAGUUUCCGAUCGGCUUGAAGUCGAAACUGCGAGCAAAAAUGCAAACUCACAGCGCGCACGUUCUCGAGAAGCACCGCAAAACUGCCGCUAGGCUUUUGUGAGCACCACAUUCUAGUCUGGCAGAUGACUAUACAUCCAAGCACUGAUACGUAGUUUUCUUAAUGAUCUGUGUCGAGGAAGGGGAGAAAACCUCGCUCCUUGCGGAGCGAGUUCAGCGAGUUCAACGACUGCCAGCCUUGAUUUACGCAGAGGUGCUAAGAGGGUCCGCUUGCAGGAUUCAAGACACAGCCAGGCAUCAGUUACGUAAGAGAGAGGAGAGGGGAUAGAACUGCGCGUGGCUCCGGGACUGCGCCAAGCUGGUGGCAGACAGACAGACAGACCGACGGACCACCUGAUGGCUAUCUUCCUAACCUUUGCCGUUCGACCUGAGGUCUGAGCUCGAAGCCUAGGGCACAGGAGGGCGGAGAGUGGGUGAGUUGCCGCGGUGUGAGAGGUUGGUGUGUGCGGCUGCCUCUGUGUGGCACACCUGAGUAUCAAGCGGAAGCCAUGCAGACCUCCCGGCGGCUCGUUCCUGCGGUCACCCUUCAGACCCGUGCCAGACGCUGGUUUCUGCAUGGCCGCUUAUCGCUGCACCGUUGCUAGCACCGCAGUUCCGGCGGCGGCGGUGAGCGGUGGCUGACCUGGAGAUAUGGGACUGUGUCCUCACUUCACCGCGGCUCUGCGUACACGCUGAGGAGGACUAGAAUGCCGACAUUGGACACGUUGGGCUACCUGGUGGCGCUGGGCAACUUGAUCGUGCUGCUGGUGAGUGUGCCAAAGGCUGGGUGCCAGGGACUGCCCUCACAACCCCAACUCGCCUUCGAGAAGGAGGAUUAUCCCGCCGACCACUUUCACUACAGUCAUCAGCUUCCAGACGGGAAAGAGAUGAAAGUGUACCUGUUCGAAAACACGCCGACAAAAUUCUUUUUCGUGGUCGAAAACGAUCAUAGCCAUUUAGAGAUUACGGUGACACCAUGCGCCUCCCCAGUUCAGUGGAGACUCUACAGAAAACCAUUGCCGGCUAAAGAUGAUUCCGAAGAAUCUAAAGAGACAGACCCUUUUCUGGUUCAGACCGUGUCCUUACAACGCAACUUGAACGCUCCAUUGGUUCUCGGCAGCUGGCUGGGAGAAUCUCGCGUGAACUACACGGACUAUGACGCCGAAGCGGGGCUGUACAUCCUGGACAUCAACUCUACCAAGUCUGAUUCUAUCGUCAGUGUGCUCGCAUCGCUCACGCCGCUGGCCAGCUCCCAUUACCCAGCCAUUCCCCCCGACGCAGCUGUUCACGUUACGGCAAAGACCCGUAACAAGCUGACCUUCCGGUGGGCAGAUGCCUCCCCCGUCAACGCCGGCGCCGUCCUAGAGUACUGUGUGUCCGUCUCCAAAGUGCGAAACUUUCGCACUCGUUGCUCUGUUGUGGCACACGCCAAGGGCGACAAGAAGCCCAGUUUUUCAUCGGAAGACAGAUGGGGUUUCCGCUGGGAGAAAGUGCACAUGCGAGAAAUUCGAAGCAAAGCGCGCCCCGUCAAACCCAUGUCGCCCAGGAAAGUUUUCUACCAGUGCGUAGGUUCCGACAGGGAGUUUACUUACAGGAAAGCACGGCCUGGGAAAACGUACUACAUCGACGUGUUUGUGGUAAACAACAAGACAGACGCAGCAACAGCCUACAACGGCGCCGUUGCCAAGACACCCCGCGGCAAACCUAAGCCGCGGAAAAAGUCGACCACCAUAAUGGACGGCGAGAGGAAGACCCUCAAGUUGCAAAAGAAAGACGCGGCGCAGGCCGUGGUGUUCGAAGCCAAGCAUCGGCUCUCCUCACUGGCCCUGGAGUUCCGGGUGUGCACCGGACGCCUGUCGCUGGAGAUCUUCCACAACACCACCCUGAUCCACACGUCCACGGCGAAGCGGUGGAAGCGCGUUCAGAUGAAGAACGUGCUGCCCGGAGACUAUGUGAUAAAAUUCCCCAAGCUCCACAAGCGCAAGACGUUUGUCUCCAUUUAUGUCACGUCAAAGCCGUCAAAGUUGACUUUGCCACGUGACACUACCAUCAAAGUGUUUGACAAUUUGACCACGUGCAGUAACGUGACGGUGGCCUGGAUGGGCACGAAUCGCAAACAAAAAUACUGUCUGUACGUCAAAGACAGGGCCGAAAUUCGGAGCCUCAAGCGGCAGAAGUGUUCCGAGAUGGACGCCCGGCCGACCUCGGAGCGGGUGCUGUGUACGGAGUACCGGCACAAAGACGUGAACAAGGCUGUGAUGAGUGCCACUGUGAGUGGGCUGAAGCCCAACACUCACUACAUACUGGAUGUAUACUUGAGCAAGAAGCACAGUGGACCAGUGGUAUACGACUCGGCUCAAGUCAGAACGAAAUCGGCGUGUUGAGUGGGUGUAUUGGCUGUGCAGGUCAGAACGUGGUUUGUGGGGGGACAUGUUGAGGGACGAUGGCUGCAGGUCAGAAGCGUGUUGGGCAUGGUGAGUGGUGCUGGCUGCAACAGACCAAACAAGCACUGCUUUCAAAAUCCCCUUGCCACUUUAUCUGCUGCGUUAGGUGAUCAAUGUUUCUGCCACGUCAUCGCAUUUUAGAAGUGUCAUUUAUCGACUGUAAGAUAGCCAUAGAUUCAUUCCACAUUGUGCUGCCAUGUUGCUUGUUUGCUUGUUUGAAUGGGCUUGAAGCAGAUGACAGCAAAAGUUCACUUUGUCCAUGACUACCUGCUUUUGUCGGAACGUUCGUGGACAAGAAGAUCUGAAAGAGAAUGAAAAGAAACUGUCGAAGGUAUUUGCUUUGUAAUGUAUUAGCCGACGCUAAUGAUGGCCUCGGAGAAUCGGCAUUCGACUCGUUAACAGGAAACCAAUCAGCACUAAGUAUAACAAUUGGCUUUAGGCCUUUUUUAAUUUGGAAAGAGGCUAACCUGUUCAUGACGUUGUAGCGAGCCAAACCGUAUUGCUAUAGUGGUUCAAAGAGGUCAAAGGUCACUUAAAAUGGCACACCGCGGGAACUGCCUUUUCAUCUGGAAUGACAGGCUGGUGCAUUCAUGACAUACAGAGACAUGGCAGUCACUGAAACAAACUGAGACAAUAAUCAGAUUUCAACCACUUCGCCAUUUGUUGGAACUUUGUCUGCCGCCUGACGGGACAUAUUCGUGAACUCAAAUAGCAUGCGUAACGAAUUCUGUUUUUUAUUCCUCCCGUGAAAUUUGAUUUCAGUGAAAAGUUUUGCUAUUUUUAAUUAUUUUACUUUUAAAAUUUUAUUAUAUAUUUUUCUUAUUUAUUUGCACUUAGAAGUAUUUUUUCUCAAUUUUUUCUGAUUUAUCAGUUUAUGUUGACAUGGUAGUUCCCUUUUUUAUGUCCUAUUGGCGUCAUUUGACCUGUGAAUGCUCCGGGAAGAACUACGAAGUGGUCGGAAUCUCAAUCUAUCCCCCUUUUCCAAACCGAGGCUCGCAUGAACAACUAAAGACAUUACAUAUGUAUCAAUCUAGUCACAUGAAAAUAUUUUUCGUGGAUUUGUUUUGCUUCAUUAUUUCAUAUUGCAAUAUGUUUUGAAAGUGGUGAUAUGGCUGGAAAUUUUGUAGCCGACGUAACUUAAGAGGGAAGUGUGUGCACACAGGCAAUUGUAGACACCAAACAAAAAACAAAAACAAACAAACAAAAAACCCCAACAACAGCAAGAAACUGUUUGCUAUUCAGAAGAAAUUACCAGAAAUGUUGGUCUAUUUUCUAGUCAUAUAUUCAUGAACAGUUUCCAAAACCUGUUGUUUUGUAAGUAAUGAAAUUUAAAUGAGGUUCUGUCCUAACUGGAUUUUUGAUGGAAUGAUGGUCACUCACUAGACCAGUAGGUUACCGUAAUUUUCGAUCAGUUAUAUCAUUCAGUGUGUAUUCUGGCUGAUAAAAUAUAUUUAAGCCUGAAAAUCUAAUCAGUCACAAAAAUAGGUCUCGUACCAGUUUCGUGCUCAGUCACAUUAGUCUGUCACGACUGGGGUGUGGCACGGGUGAGUGUUGCUUUCCUGUUGGGAAACUCCAGACCUCCAGAACCCUCAGAUGCUCUGAUUGUCAUAUGGCAUCACUGACCCGAGCUUUUCCUUCUGUACACCUCACCAGAACCUCUCUUUAGUUCUUGAUUUUUUUUUUUUUUGGCUGAAGUUGGACGAGUUGGGUCACCGUGACCAUGAGAUCGGGAUGCAUGCCCACGAACAAAGUUUUGGCUUUCGUUCACUCAUCUCCACGCUGUCGCUGUGGCUGUUGUUCAUGGUUUGAUACUCUCAAGGAUGGGAUGAAGACUACAAAGAAAAUGUACAGUGACGAAGGUGUCAGCAAGCUGGCACGGGGUGCUUACCAGCUUGCAGCCAAGAGAGGGGAGGGACCAGUGACUGACAGUGGAGCGGUACCUCGUGACUCAGGGGUGGGGGAUAUGGUUGGCGCGCUACCUGACGACACAACGUCUACCGAGGGAUUAGGCUGCCAGCUAAAUACUUCGUCUAGUAGGUCUGCUCGUGACCUCAGCGGAGCUUGGGGGCUUGAUGAUAUAAUGCUGUUUGCGCUCAAGCGUCUGGGUGACUCCGGAGUGUCGGUUACCUAUUCUGUGGAGGUACCCCGGAUGGUGGGGAGAAGGGGGAGAUGACUGGCUUCGACAUGUUUCGUUCUGCCUUCCCGAUUCUUUGCUGACCCAACAUGGACGUUCUAUUCUAGAACAAAAAGAAUAACUGAUGAGAGCAGUGUGUUUUGGCUUUAUUAUUAUAAAGAUGAUUAAAUGUCCCUACCACGGAAUAAUAAUAAUAGAAUACAAAUUUGCAGAUGUGUCCUUCCCUGUGUAGAAUCGAGGCCAAUGAUAUAGGCAGUUGUAUCAACAAUGGUUGUUUUACACAGAGGUAGUCUUCCCCUAGCAUAUGCAGGAACCCUGGGACUGGAUCCAAGUUUCCUAGUUUCCAAGGUCUGGAGGUCAACCCACGUAUACAAGAUAUAUAAUAAUGUGCACGGCUGCGUCACCAAUUUCUUUAUUGCAGCGAUCCAUGAGUAUCUGCUUACAUCCAUGUCCGGAGAGUGGCACAAGCCUGCUGGCUUUACAUGUUAACAGCUCAUCCUCACUGUUGAGUUUUUUCUUCGAGAUGUCAGUGCAGGAUGAUCCUAACCUCUAACCUCUGGUUUGACUUAUGAACCUGACCUGCUCUUUUAUUAACGUUCAAUGCAGGAUGUGUCCUGUUAUCUUACAUGAACUAUUACUGCAGGAAGUGUACACACACCUUUAUUCGUGAGAUUGCGCUAAUAUACUAUGGGCUUUGGUAGUAGUUAGCAAGCUUCAAGUGAGAAGCCAGUUGUCCUCCCUGAUCCCUUGCUGACCUUUACGGGUGGCCAAGAGUUACUGUCCUUGUUAGACGCUACCCUUUUAGUGACAGAACAACUUGUCUUGAUUCUUUUAUUAUAUCAUGCGAGUGAAGAUGCUGACCAGGGGCUAGAAUGGGUUGAUUUUGAUUUUUGUCUUGUGUUGUUUUUUGGCAGUCGAAAAUAUCUAACAACAACAACAACAACAACAACAACAACAACAACAACAACAACAACAAACAACAACAACAACACAGAAGUCUUUGUCAGACUGUAUAUUCCGUCCCAUUCUCUCUCUCACACAGAUAUAAUCGCUUACUUUAAAAAAGUUGCUUCAAACUUGACGACAGGUAUCCAAUUUGUCAAUUCAACAUUCCCUGGUACAACCAGAGGUAGGGGACACCAGCAGCGGCAGGUCUUCAGUGGCAGUCCUUUGUUAACGAUAGCUUCGCUAACGUAGCUUGAGCACUAGAAGAAAGGGAAAGGAGGUUUCCUUUGAAUCCCUCUGUACGCUGACCAUUUGCGUUUGUCUGGGAAACGAUCCUCACAAGCUGCUGCCGUCUGACUCGCCCUUACAACCGCAGUCCGAUCUACGUGGGGCCAGACGACUUGCCCCCAUUCAAUAUUGAAGUCAUUAAUAAUUGCAGAGGAAAUCUCACAUUGGGUCACUCGAUGAUCUGCUAACAACAGGCAUUGGUGUGACUUUAUUAUGGGGAUGGGCUUUUCUCGUGCCUUUCCUGUAGGGAGUGUUGUUGAGAAACUUGUCUCGUUGUGAUUUUGCGAAUUGCCCAGCUUGCGUUUCUUGCCUGAGGGACUCGAUGUUCCCCAUCGUGACAGACCAUGCGACGUGUUCCAGGGAUUUGGCAUGAUUACAGUUCUGUCAGUCUGUUGUUUCUGUGACUUGGCAUAAUUACAAUUCUGUCAGCCUGUUGUUUCGGUGUUUUGGCAUGAUCCGCGGUUCCACGUACUCACACUGGCAGUGACGAGAAUCGCCUGACAAUUUCCGAACUGGGACUCAGAAAGGCAAAACUAGCCAGUAAGCAUUUUUGUUUCAGUUACGCGAACUGUUAGCAACUAAGUUGUUAGCUCAUUUUUUUUUUAAAUUUGGCGUUAUAUGUAAACAAUUUAUUUUAAAAUGUAUGUCAAAGCUACACGCACGAAUACUAUUUUUGUAGUUUCAUGCUCUGUGAAAGCCAACCACUUCAUGUACCGGAGACCUCGCAGUUGUCAUAUAAUCAACUGAUCAACCAAAAGUCAUCCCCAUCCGCGCUUGGUGAAUUUUGUGUGCCAUAUCUGAGUGACUCAUACAUCAUUCCCCAUACCUCUAUGAGCGCCAAUGACUGCUCCACGUCACGCCGUCGGAGAGCUUGUCAUUUAUUGUGUAUUUGAAGCAUGCCAUCCGGUCAUCCAUUAGUAGGGUAUGCCCGUCGGAAGAUGGUAUGUUAGGGCACUUCAUCUCCCAUCUGGGGCAUGCCACGCCAUGCUACGUCGCUUAAUCCCCAACACAUCACGGCAUGAUGCGUCGGGGAUGGCACGAAGCACGCCAUACGUCACUUCAUCCCAAACGGAGCAUCUCACGCUACGUCACUUCCUCCCAAACGGAGCGCGCGGUGCUGCGUCACUUUAUCCUCGGCAGAGGUGUCAUACUACGUCACUCACUCCCCUACGAUGGAGCAUGCCAUCCCCACUGUUCCCUUGACGUGCGCCGCGCGUGCGGCCUAUCGCGUCUCGUGAUUUCACUGUACUUACUCAGUAUUGCACAUCCCCUCCCUCUUUCUUUCUUUUUUUUUCUUUCAAUCGCGGAGACUGUGGUUAUGUUCAUGAAAUAUCAGUUAAUCACUGUUUGGUGUAUAUUUGUAUAUAGCAAGUCAAACUGGGUGGGACUACAGAAACGUGCAAUUUAUUGUUUACAGGUCUGAGAUGUACUAUAACUGAAUGUGUACAUAAUAUUUUACUUUCACUCUUUUUGUACCAGCUGAUGACGCAGUAAGAUUUGUACAUGCUUUAUUCCAGGAGCGUUGUGUAUGUGACCUCUGCCGCUAGUCAUGUCAAGAGGCUGUUUCUUGCGAUGUCUGUACCGGGUAUUGAUGAUAUCAAGACCUAGGGAGCUUCUGUCGUCUGAUACUAAUGUAAGACUCCUGCCAUCAGCGUUUUUUGUUAAUCAUUUACUAUGCUUCUAUGGCCUGGACAAAAAAAUCUAUUUAUAACCGGCUUUCUCGCUCACUGGACAUGCUUGUAAUACCAAUAAUAUUGCGCAACGUAUUGUAUACUCUUAUUGUAAGACAUGCAAAGCGUGAACUACGAGUAGCUUUGCUUUCUUACCCUCAAAGCAUUAUUUGCUUCUUGCACACUAAUCACAAAUCCUGACUCCUACGCACCUUGACCAACAGAUUUCUCCAAAACCAAAAAGUGAGGUUUGCAAAAAUAUGAUACUUGGGGGAAAAAACAGAGCACAGACCAUGUACUGCAAAAGCAAACUAAGCUGAAAGAUGUUUUCUUUCUAAAAGUUAGUCAAAUACCACUUAAUGUCAAGAUAUAUUUAAGUACAUACAGUUCGUAAUGAGUUUGUAAAGGUCAAGGAAUCGACGAUUUUUUUUUCUUCCACAGUUCAUAUUUUAAAAAUAUUUAUUGAUGACCAAGGACUAUUCUAAAGAGAGCGAUGCGUGAGUUCAGAAGAGAUGACUGGAUAUUGUUGAAGCGCGUUGUCUGGAAAUAAUUUGUUAAUCUCUUUCUUUGAAAUGUUUGAUGAAAUCGUCUUGCUUCUUUCAUACAUCGCAUGUGGCCAGUCUUAUGUUGGACAGUGUGGUCACUUAACAUUUCAGUCUAACAUUUGCCUAGUCCUUUAUUUUGGUUAGUUGAUCUUUCGGUGUAAUGCUUUGUUGGUUAAUAUUUCAAUAUAGAGCUAUGAUAAAGUCUUGGCGCCUUUCAUCCUUGUAUAGCAGUACACAGUGGGGACAUCUUGAGACACUUUGUACUUCACAUUUUUUUUCCCAUCUUGGAGGUAAUUAACUCGGGCCAACCAUUUAUAUCAGUAGGUUUCUAAAUAAUUUGUGGAAGGUAGGAAUAUGGGUGGAAGGAAAGUUAUCCGAGGACUGACAAAAGACAGGAUAACGCGAACAAAUAAUCCACUUGCAUGUCAAAACAGAAUAUGUUGCACUGUACUGCUCGUCUUUAUGUGCUCUGGUCACUGCCAAGUUGAUUUUCUUUUCGGUGACAGAAAUUAAUUGUGGUUUUGUGUGCUCACUUUGCUUAGCAUAGCUGCAGAUAAGCCUCAACCAAAGAAAGUUUCGAUGCCGUACAGUAUACAGAUGUUUUCUCUUAGUGUUUUAUUUCAAUACAUGAUGCAAAGGUUAUUAUUCUCAACAGCUUGUCUUUCUCAGAGACUCGGCAAAAAGGUACAGAUUUGUGUUCAUCAAAUUUUAUUUGGUAGAAUGCUGAACAGUUGUGGAUAUUCAUGUCCUUGUUUAACACUCCAGUAACGCCUGGCAUUGUUAAAUACUAUGUUGUAAUAAAAACUUAAAAACUGC
This is a messenger RNA of Pomacea canaliculata, 9674 nucleotides long. RefSeq names its product protein NDNF-like. The transcript is spliced from 4 exons. Bases 1540 to 3216 code for a protein of 558 amino acids. Lineage: Eukaryota; Metazoa; Mollusca; Gastropoda; Architaenioglossa; Ampullariidae. The record is from RefSeq and is a predicted model, not a curated record.